Messenger RNA from Ochotona princeps (American pika), 374 nucleotides. RefSeq names its product CFAP97 domain containing 2 (gene CFAP97D2). The record is from RefSeq and is a predicted model, not a curated record. The transcript has 4 exons. Lineage: Eukaryota; Metazoa; Chordata; Mammalia; Lagomorpha; Ochotonidae. The coding region runs from base 51 to 374 and encodes 107 amino acids.
UCCUGGCCCACUGGCACCCUGGGAGGCAGCAGGUCCAGUGCUGACUCAAAAUGCACAGAGUCCCCCGGACCCCGCUCUCCUGCAGCCCAGCCUCCCGACCGCGCUUAUGGGACAAAGCCUAUUGGGACCACAGGACAAAGGUGCUAACCGCCCGGCCACUGGUGGACACGCAGGCCCCGACCACCUUCUGCCACCUGCGCCUGAAGGUCAAGAGGCUGAAGCUGGAAGAGGAGCGGCUGCACGCCAUCGACAGGGAGAACCGCCUGCUCCUGGAGAGGGUUGCCCGGAUCCUGAGGACCAAGGGGAGCUUGGCCGGAGACAUGACCAGGUCUUGGGGAGCCUGCCCAGCAUACAUGGCCCCCACGAGUCACUGA